AUGCUUGGUCGCCAAAUUGUUAGCUUUUCGAUCCAACUAAAUUCAAAAUUGUUUGCUCCAUUAGUUGUGCCACAUACUCAAACUCAUGGGGCUAAUUGUCCGGUUAGCAAAUCAGGAAGAUGUCCUGGAAGUGGUGACGCAAAACAAGGUGGUACAAAAGCUGUACCAAUAAAAGUUGGACCAAUCGUGAAUGUGUCAUCAUCUGGAGAUGACGGUACACCUGGUAGUGGACAAAAAAGAGCCAUAAGGCCAGGAAAAGUUCGCUUGGGUUUCAUUCCAGAAGAAUGGUUUGGUUUCCUAAAACCAAUGACUGGCGUCACGGGACCCUAUUUUUUAAUGAUAGGUCUUGCAAAUUAUUUAGUCAGCAAAGAAAUCUUCGUAAUGGAACACGAAUAUUAUAUGGGUAUUUCUCAGUUCAUAAUGGUAUAUUAUGCUGUCACCAAAUUCGGACCACAGCUUGCUGUUUAUCUUGAUAAAGAAGUCGAUGAUUUCACCAAAGAUUUAGAAAAAACUAGAAUAGAUGAGCUCAAUUUUCAUCAAAAUGUUAUAAAAGAGUCAGAAACUGCAAUCUGGAGAGCAAUGGGACUAAAAGACUUGAUGCAGGCUAAGAAAGAAAAUAUUGCAGUGCAAUUAGAAGCUAUUUAUAGGGAAAGAGCAAUGUUGGUAUACCAACGCGUCCGUGGCCGUUUGGACUAUCACGUAAGAAAACAACGUACUGUAAACCGUGUAAAACAAAAGUGGAUGGUGCAAUGGAUUUUAAACAACGUUGAAAAAUCAAUUACUGCAGAUUUUAAAAAACAAGCGAUGGAAAGUGCUCUUCGUCAGUUGACAGCUUUAGCAGAACAGAUGCCUCAUAAAUAA
This is a messenger RNA of Spodoptera littoralis (African cotton leafworm), 861 nucleotides long. The record is from the annotation of a GenBank genome assembly. NCBI's taxonomy places the organism in Eukaryota, Metazoa, Arthropoda, Insecta, Lepidoptera, Noctuidae.